Messenger RNA from Fusarium redolens, 1075 nucleotides. RefSeq lists its product as uncharacterized. The annotation marks the transcript as partial. The transcript has 3 exons. NCBI's taxonomy places the organism in Eukaryota, Fungi, Ascomycota, Sordariomycetes, Hypocreales, Nectriaceae. The record is from RefSeq and is a predicted model, not a curated record.
CCUGGUAUACAGACUGACCCGAGCAAUCCGGCUACCAUAUCGGAGGAUAAGCCACAUGCUGACUUGCAGGCAAUGCCAGUACUCGAGCUAGAAGCAUUAGAAGAGUCUGUGCUUAGCGCCUUUAAAUACAGCGACAAUGUUGUCGUAUUCGGAAAGAAAAAGUUCGCUGUACCGAUGGGUAGCGAAAUCAACAGCUUUAUCAAGUUCAAACGCGCCCAUCCCAACUCGGGAGGAAAAGCACAUGUCCUCAUAUACCCUCAACGAGCCAUGCCAGCCAGUUGGAAUACGGCAGUUCAAAAGCCAUCAGAUCGAAUCUUGUUGGCCUUCUAUUGGUUUGCUGUCUGCACUGGUAAGAGUCUUAUCCCUGAGACGAACCCAUGGCUUGAUUUUGUUAUAUUCCAAAAUAGUCCGGGAAUCCGAUGGGCUAUCCUGUGCCUUGCUGCCGUGCAUCUUCAUGACCAUGUCCCCGACAAAGGAAAUGAGGAUCGAGUGAUCCGCAACCACGGAUUCGGCUAUCGAGCUAUCCAACUACACAAGCGCGCCGUUGCCUACCUUCGCACCCUCCUCGACUGCAAGCAAGACGGAUCAUCCCGCGAGAUCAUAUCGUUGUUGAUAGUUCUAUCGACUAUAGACACUCUCCGGAUCGAGCAUCGAAUGAAAGCUCCCUUUGAGCCCGCAUGGUAUCAGGGGUUAAGACUGGCGGAGAAGCACCUUGAUAAGAUGGGGCAAAAACCCUGGUUCUGGGAGGAAGAAUGCUGGAAUCAGAAAAUUCCGAAGAGUCUGAAAGAUACCUUGCCGAUAGGCUUUGGAGAGUUCCAACCGACGAGGCAAAAAACCUCUCAAUUCACGAGUCCUCACGACACCUACCCGACAAACCCAAUGGGAACCUCACCAACGAGCCAUCAGCGCUCCCAGCCGACAAGCCUUCGCAUUUCCCAGGGCGUCUUGGUUGCGCGAGGAAUUAUCCUUGCGCAGGUUAUGUCGAAACUGCCACCGUCAGAAAAUUUUGUUCCAGUGGAGGAAAGUCGUCGAUUUAGCUGGUUGCUACAGGCUUCAUCUGAGCAGUGAUCGGAAU